Messenger RNA from Eleginops maclovinus (Patagonian blennie), 1883 nucleotides. RefSeq lists its product as uncharacterized. The record is from RefSeq and is a predicted model, not a curated record. Bases 458 to 1738 code for a protein of 426 amino acids. The transcript is spliced from 8 exons. Lineage: Eukaryota; Metazoa; Chordata; Actinopteri; Perciformes; Eleginopidae.
CCGUAUUAGUAGUUUCUUCAUGCAGAUUUUCGGAUCCUAUAUUAUUAUUGUUUCCCAUCUGUUGAUUAACGGAAUAAGUUGUACACUAACCAAACGUUAAUAAAGCGUUAUUUCUGCCGAUUCCAUUGUAACUUAAUGUAUUGACCCAUACCGCUUACCGUAUUUGUAGUUCUUGAGAGACGGUUAUGAAAUAAUCAAACCUCCACCUUUUCGGGACUUUUAAAGCGUCUUAAAAAACAAAUACAAACUUUACAUGAGUCUUUGUAUGUCCUUAAACACACCGUGAAACAAAUAGAGAAUAAAAAGUGUUCAAAUGAAGAGUUAGAGAAGAUUAAACGCCGUUCAUUUGUGUUAGCAUGCUAGCGUUAGCCUCUUCCGGUGUAGUUUUGUAACAGCUGAUAAUAAAUUAUAUAAGAUUUAAAAUGCGGAUUCUUUCACAACGAGCAAGAGCGGCUCCAUGACAGGUGAGAUGUCUGUGGUGCAGCGAGCUGUGACUGAUGCAUUGUGGGGGAUGUGUGCAGCGGACUCCCUCUCGAUGCCGGUCCACUGGUACUACGACGUGGACGACAUCCAGAGGGACUUCAGAGGCUGGAUCAGAGGGUUCGCCCCCCCCAGGAACACCCACCCAUCCAGCAUCCUCAGCCUCUCCAAUACAGGGGGCAGCGGGCGCUGGUCUUCUGGCCCCAGGCGUCCGGACGUCGUGGGUCGACUGAUCCUCCAUGACAAGCUGGAUCUGUGGACCAAAUCCAGAGGAGACACGCACUACCACCACGGUCUGUCAGCGGGCGACAACACCCUGAACGCUCUCUGCUCGCUGAGAGUCGCCCUCUCUCUCGUCUCCGGAGGUUUCUCUGACGUCUCGUCUCCGGACGCUCGGGCAGCCGUCCUCGCCGACUACGUUUCCUUCCUGACGACGGCGGGGUCGCAUCGGGACACGUACGCAGAGUCCUUCCACCGGGACUUCUUCUCCUGCUGGCAGGAAGAGCGGCCCACUGAGCCCCGACAGCUGUUGGAGUUCGCAGAACGGCGUAGCGUUAGCGCUCUGAGCGCGCCAUGGCCUGACAGCCAGCUGGACGCCAUCGGCUGCCUUCCCAUGAUCCUCCCUUUUGUGCUGCUGUCGGCCGACGCCCCACCGGAGCAGGCAGAGAGAGCGGCAGUGGAGAUGGUGAAGCUGACGCACCCCCACCCCCGGGUGCCGGGCUGGGUGUCGCUGUACAGCCGGGCGCUGCACAGGGUGGUGGGGGGGGGCCAGCGUCCAGGGGGAGGCACAGCUCGCUCUGAAGAGCCUGGAUGUGUGGGAAGCCUGCCGGGGGUUCAGCAGCAAGGCAGCAAGGUUCCCUGCUGGGUCAGAGCAGCGCCUCCGGGUUCAUCAGAACGCUGUCUAUCAGCUCGGACUGGCCUGCUACACCAGAGGUUCACUGGUAUUCUUUUAUAUAGAAUAGAGAAUAACUGCACAUGCUAUUUGUUUACAGUGACAUUACACCUGAGUGUUACCUGUGCAGGUGCGCUGGGCAGUCUGUUCUACCUGGCUCAUGAGUUCCACGCUGACGCAGCGGCAGGACUCCUCGCCAACACCAACUGUGGAGGUGAGAACUGUAACCGGGGCGCGGCACUGGGCGCUCUGCUGGGGGCGGGGGGGGCGUACAGGGGGGCCGGUGUCCCGACAGCGUGGAGGGAGGAGCUUAGAGACGCCAGGGAGACCAUCCCCCUCAUCCUGAAGAACAUCAACAUCAAAUAACACACUCCUAUUGGCCGGCGCGCCAACACACUGCACGGGAUAGGCUAAGGGGCGGGAACUCUUGAAGAGGUUGACCAAUCAGAAUGUUUGUGGAAUAGAAUAUGCAUUAUUAUUGUUUAUUAAUAAAUGAUUUGCAGUAUUUAAA